Opisthorchis viverrini is the source of this 450-nucleotide messenger RNA. RefSeq lists its product as hypothetical. Lineage: Eukaryota; Metazoa; Platyhelminthes; Trematoda; Opisthorchiida; Opisthorchiidae. The transcript is spliced from 4 exons. The coding region runs from base 1 to 450 and encodes 149 amino acids. The record is from RefSeq and is a predicted model, not a curated record.
AUGACAAAAAAGUUGGCCAAAAAGUAUGCCAAUUUAGCCAGUAUCACCAUCAACCGAGAGCGCGAAUUUACUGACCAAAAGGUCCGUGGUUUGAACCCAAUCUCUGCAUCUCGACUUCCCCUGUCUAGGCUUGGGCAACCUGGCAGUAUCUCAGCCCUCGUGCGUCCUUUGUGUGGCAUGGCAGCUAGGCACCGAAAUGGUGCUACAGCUGGGCCUUCUAGAAUAAAACUAUCGGGGGAACUGGAAAUAUAUCCUCCUGUUUAUCGUCCUCCCCUUCAUCGUGUACGAUCGCUUAGAUGUGGCAUCCUUUCGGCACCUAGCUGCCAUAUCACCAGAAGGAAGCCCGUGGGCUGGGAUAGUACAAGUCUGUCCAAGCCCAGACAGGGGAGGUUGAGAGGCAGAUGCCGGAUUCGAACCAUGAACCUUCCGGUCAGUGAAUUCGCGCUCUAA